Molecule: messenger RNA, 645 nt
Organism: Penicillium manginii
Lineage: Eukaryota; Fungi; Ascomycota; Eurotiomycetes; Eurotiales; Aspergillaceae
Exons: 2
Coding region: 1-645 (214 amino acids)
Source: RefSeq, a predicted model, not a curated record
AUGCCGCUCCUUGAGAUCCUACAGCUUGAGGCUGAUUCACUUUUCCGUGAUGAUAGAUCAGUUUUAAAUUACAAUGAGAAGAUCCAGAAUCUGGUCCGAGCUUUUGAAGAGGUGAAUCCUCCUGUCAAUUUCGUUCUUGGAAGCCACCAUCAAGACAAAAACGCCAUUCAAAUCACGUUUGAACAUCGCGACGACUGGCAAUCUACCACUUCUCUUUUGAAAGCCAUUGAAGGUUUUUACGAUGCACCCCUCAAGACUUUUCGAGUCAAUCUUGAAAACUCGGUGUUCGGAGCAGAUGGAAUUGCUACGGCGAACGCAAUAGAGUUCGUCCUGUCUUAUUUUCCAACAUCCAGCAUCGAUCCAGACUUUCAAAAUAAGAUACAAAAGGACUUCGUAAGGUUUGAUGAGAUAUACAGCGCGGCUACGACGGGAGACCAAGGCUUGGUAUAUGGUUGGCUGGAAGAGGAACAGCCCCAUGAGGAUGUCGAUGGAGGAUGGGCAACCUGUUUUUUUGUCAUGAGAGGAUGGAAUAGCAUGGACAACUUUGAGGCCUCCACCAAUACUGAAGCCUACAAGGAGGCUAUACCUUUAUUAUUCGGAUGGAACGCUCCGUUCAAGAUGUGGCAUGUUGAGCGUCAAUCUUGA